CCUGUCACACAACUUGUACCUAGCUGCCCGGCGCCCCUGUUGACUUGUUUGCGCUUCAGCGACCGGGCCCGCACGGCAACCAACUCUGCCGAAAGCAGUCGGCGCAUAGCACGCGUUUGCUGGAGACAUGCAGCUGAAGUAAUUAACGCGACACUACUAAUAUUAUACUUAUACUAUCACGCGUUGCCAACAUGUCGAAUAGGGGCGCCUCCGCUGUGAAGGCGAAGGGCGGCGAGUCUGAACCGCUGAACCAGGUGCCGGUGCUGGACGUGUCCAACAUCACCCCGGAGCAGUUCUGGGCCGAGUACGUUGCGCCGCGCAAGCCGGUCCUCAUCCGCGGCCACCCCACGGACCUGUCCUGGCGCGCCACGGGACUGUGGACCGACGACUACCUGGUGGCCCGGGCGGGUUCCGCCCAGGUGCUUGUGGAGGUGCGGGGCGGCCCGGGUGAGGGCUACGGCCGGGGCCUGAAGCGGCGCAUGGCCUUCGGCGACUUGGUGCGGCGGCUGGCGGCGGGCGACACACACCUGUACCUCACGGCGCAGCAGGUGCCGGUGGCGCCCGACGGCCACCCCGCGCUGAUGGCUGAGCCGCUGCUGAGCCUGGCUGCGGCGGGCGACUUCCCGGCGGCUCCGGCGCUGGCGGGGCACCUGGUGCCGCAGUCCGUCAACUUGUGGAUGGGGGCGGCGCCGGAGGGCUCCAGCUCCGGCCUGCACCACGACUUCCACGACAACCUGUACCUGCUGUUGCGCGGAGCCAAGCGCUUCCGCCUCUACCCGCCCGCCGCCGCCCCGCGCAUGUACACGGUGGGGCGGCUGGUGCGGGUGUACGACAACGGCCGCAUCGUGUACGAGGGACAGGGCGACAUUGCGCCGGACGGCACCAGCGCCUCCGAGGUGGCGCACUGGCGGCGGAGGCGGGCGGCGGAGGCGGCCAUGGCGGAGGCGGAGGCGGCGGUGCAGCGGGGGGACAAGGUGGGGCGGGGGCGGUGCAGCGGGGGGACAAGGCGAGAUGACUUCGAGGAGGAAGAGGAAGACGAGGACAGCGAAGAGCAGCAGGAACGGGGGCGCAAGCAGCAGAAGCAGGCGGGCAAGCAGGCCGGCAAGGGCGCCGGCGGCAGCAAGGGGAAGGCGGGGGGCGGGGAGGGGGAGGAGGAGGGCGAGGGCGAGGGGGGUUUGAUCCGGGAGCCGGACAGCGACACGCCGCCCAGCUUCUGCCGCGUGCCCAUCGGCGACCCAGGUGUGAGCGACGCGCACAUCGCCGCGCAGUGGCCGCGCUUCCCCGGCCGGGCGGCGGCGCUGGAGGCGCGCGUGGAGGCGGGCUGCAUGCUGUACCUGCCCGCCGGCUGGUUCCACGAGGUCACCUCCUACGGAGCCGCCGGCCCGGCCAACGCCACCACCAAUGGAAACCCCAGCGCCGGAUCAAGCGCCGAAUCCAGCACCGGCGGCGGCCACCUGGCCUUCAACUACUGGUUCCACCCGCCCGACCGGCUGGAUCCAAGCCGUACGACCGGUUUUAACCGCCCGUACACGUCUGACUACUGGCCGGCGCUGUGGCGGGCGCGCUGCGCGGCGGGGCUGCCAGGCGGCAUGGAGCCGGGGCUGGGGGCGCAGCCGCCGCCGGCCGCGGAGGGGCCCGGCACCGACCCCACUGACCCGGCCCACCCGCACCACGCCUGGCGCAAGGACGCCGCCGCCGGGCCGCCAGUGCUGGUGCACCACGACCAGGAGGAGGGCGAGGAGGGCGAGGAGGAGGAGGAGGAGGACGAGGAGGGUGAGGAGGAUGAGGACGAGGAGAGUGAGGGUGAGGAGGAUGAGGACGAGGAUGAGGAAAUGGCGGACGGCGAGGAAGAUGCCGACCUGAGCCCGCCGCGCCGGCAGCAGCAGCAGCAAGGGCAGGGGCAGCAGCAGGGGCAGUCUCCGCAGGGGGGCUCGGGGCCGCCACGCAGCCGGGUGCAGGCGGUGAGGGACCUGCUGGAGGCAAUUGCGGCGGCGCGUGCGGCAGGGGCGGCGGAUGGGGCGGCGGCGGCGGCGGCUGGAGGUGGAGGAGGAGGCGGCGGUGGCGGCGCGGCGGCGGAGGAGGGCCUGCCGGCGGGCAUGACGGAGGAGGACUACCAGGUGCUGCUGCAGCUGGACCAGGCGCAGCGGCGGGGGCAGGCCAUGCAGGCCAUGCGCGCGUUCUUCGAGCGGCAGAUGAAGCUGCGGGAGCUGCAGCGCCUCCGCUCGCGCCUGCCGCCCGGCCGCCGCCACCACCCCGUUAUUCGGGUGGCGAGGGCGGUGCGCCGCUGGCGGCCCGCGCAGCCGCUAGGCCGCAAAGGCGCGGCAGCGGCGGCGGCGGAGGCGGAGGCAGCGGGUGGCGCAGGGGGUGCCGGAGGAGGAGGCGCACAGGCGGCAGUGGGGGCGCAGCACAAGGGGAAGAACGCGGGGGCCGCAGGCGGCGUGCGUGUGGCUGGGGGUGUGCGGAAGGUCGGUCGCCGUUGAGUUAGCCCUGCCUGUCCUGGGAUGGCGCAGGAUGGCGCGGGCCUCGCGAUUUCGGUGUUGCGUAGAUCAUAGGAGGAGAGGGGUGUGCCCGCUGGUGACAGUGCGUCAGCGGGAUUUGAAAGACGUGGCGGGUUGAUUGCGCCCGAAUCCACCGUACGAGCACGGUUGGUGGAGGCACUGGAGGUCAAAGGGGUUAUUGCGCGCGAGGUCAGAAAGUAUGAGGGAUCGGGUAUGAG
This is a messenger RNA of Chlamydomonas reinhardtii, 2716 nucleotides long. RefSeq lists its product as uncharacterized. NCBI's taxonomy places the organism in Eukaryota, Viridiplantae, Chlorophyta, Chlorophyceae, Chlamydomonadales, Chlamydomonadaceae. Gene Ontology annotation, molecular function: 2-oxoglutarate-dependent dioxygenase activity. The record is from RefSeq and is a predicted model, not a curated record. The transcript is spliced from 13 exons. Bases 192 to 2480 code for a protein of 762 amino acids.